GAUACUUCCCCCGUUUUUUCGAACCAUAAGAUGGCCGUGAACACGGACACCGCCUUCCAGACGUCUAACUUAGGGGAGACCCGACCGGCGCCGCCCCCCGACUUCCAGGAGACGGAGAAACUUCUAGCGGUGACCACGGAGCCUGGCGGGACCGGGAUGAAGACCUCCUCGUCCUUCAGCGUCAACGUGGACGGUGGUGGCGAGAAGCACCUGGAGGCGGAGCAGAACGGCCACGGCGCGUCCCUGCGGUCGGGCUCCGCGGGACACCUGGCGGUGGCUGCGCCCCAUUCCCCGUCCCAGGUCAGCCGGAGCCGCGCCUCGUCCGUUGGGAACGCGGCCGUGCUGCAGGAGAACCCCAAGCCCAAAGACUACCUCAUCCUGGUUAUCAUCUCCUGCCUGUGUCCCGUGUGGCCCGUCAGCAUCGUGGCCCUGGUCUACUCCAUCAUGUCCAGAAACAGUCUCCAGUCGGGGGAUGUGGAUGGGGCUAAGCGUCUGGGCAAGCUGGCCCGCCUGCUCAGCAUCGUCUCCAUCAUCCUCGGGAUCGUGGUCAUCGCCGUCUACGUCUCUGUGACGGCUUUGAAAUAAUAACGGUUGCAUAACGGAUACAACCACAACAACAACAACAACAACAAGAACAACAGCAGCAGCAGCAACAACGAUAUCCAGGCGUUGUGAGCUUGUGAUGAACAUCAAGACCAUCCCCUAAAUGCAGAAUACUGUCAAAUGAAAAGAAAAUAACCGUAAAAAAACAACAUGUUUGGUUGGCAAAUCAAUGAAGUUAACAAGGAAACCCCAGAAAUGCAUGCACUAGAAUCCAGUAAAUAUUUGCUUGAUAUAGAAACAAAUAUUGAUAUUAAAUUGGUUCUGGAAAGGAAAGAGGACAUUGUAAACGUUUUGGAAUAGUCCCAUAUUUCUUCAUAUGAACUAAAAGGUCUCAGAAAAUGAAAAGGAAAAGAAGGCACAAAACUGAAGACAAAGGAGAAGCGGAGAAAAAUUAGAGCAAUUAAAAAAUGAACUCUGGGUUCAACGAGAAUCUUGAGAGCUACAUUCUAAACCCCCAGCCACCCACCAUAUUCCCUGUUCAUUCAGCGCAUAUCCAAGCACAGCUACAGAAACAACUGAAAUAGGCAUAAUUGGAGUUAUGGAGAUGUACAUUUUCUAAAGUGUCUUUAUGCUGAGUUGCGCUAUAUCAGGAGGAACCGCUCUGAAAUGUCUAGGAUCUAUUUUUUGUUUUUUGUUAUUAGGGUAUGUAAAAAAAAGAAAAAGGAUUUUUUUUUUUGACCAACUGCAAGUCAGAUUGUACAUAAAAGAUAUUUGGAUUUUGUUAUUUAUGCUUU
Gadus chalcogrammus (walleye pollock) is the source of this 1337-nucleotide messenger RNA. Its product is annotated as trafficking regulator of GLUT4 1-like. Gene Ontology annotation, cellular component: membrane. The record is from RefSeq and is a predicted model, not a curated record. NCBI's taxonomy places the organism in Eukaryota, Metazoa, Chordata, Actinopteri, Gadiformes, Gadidae. The transcript has 3 exons. The coding region runs from base 31 to 585 and encodes 184 amino acids.